AUGAAAUUCGCCAGGCUGGAGUAUGGUCUGCUGGCAGCAUGUGCCCUCAUAUUACCAGCAGCCAGCAGCCCUAUUAACCAACAGGACUGGAUCGCAACAUGGACAGCAACAACACAGGAAGUCGAGGUCGCCAACCUCGCACCGUUACCAUUUGGCGGAGAGAAUGUCACCCAGUUCGAAAACGCUACACUGCGCCAGACAUUCCGGGCAACAAUUGGUGCUGAACGCAUCCGGUUCCAAUUCUCGAAUCUCUUCGGACAGACAGACCUGCCCAUCACUGCGGGUUCUGUGGCAUUGUCGGUAGAUGGCAGUGCCGGUGUAGCUGGGAUUGAUAUAUCCACAAUCCAGAGCAUAACGUUCAAUGGCUCUGCAUCUGUGACUAUUCCUCCGGAGGGGGUUAUCUACUCUGACCCGAUUGACUUCCACCUCUCUCCGCUGUCGAAUGUUGCCCUCACUCUUUAUAGCGAGACAGGACAGGCAGGGAACAAAAUCACAGGCCACCCCGGUAGCCGUACCACGUCGUGGAUGGAAUCAGGCAACAAGGUCACUGCCUCCUCGAUUACAGAGACUAGUGUUGAACACUGGUACUUCGCCAGUGCCAUCGAAGCCUGGGCUCCAAAGAGCAACUCCGGCCUCGUCAUCCUCGGCGACAGCAUCACAGACGGACGAGGGAGCGACGACAAUAAAAAUAACCGAUGGCCCGACGCCCUCGUCGAACGGAUGUACAGCAACAACCUGACCAACAUCGCUGUUACAAAUCAAGCGGCCGGUGGCAAUGCCAUCCUUGAAGGAGGUCUCGGGCCUCCUCUGCUCGACCGGUACCGUCGCGAUGCCUUGGGACAGAAGGGAGUCAAAUACGUUAUGAUCUUCGAGGGCGUCAACGACAUUGGAGUCUCGGAUACAGACUACCAGACGCAGGAAACGCUCUUCGACGACCUAAUCAGUGCAUAUGAGCAAAUAGUGGCAGACUGUAAAGACGCAGGACUGGUCACUAUCGGGGCGACCAUCACUCCAUUCGCUGGCAGUCAAUAUGGGGACCCGGCGCGUGAGAAUACCAGAGCUAGGGUUAACGAGUGGAUUCUUGCAGCUAGUCCUUUUGACCAUGUGGUUGAUUUUGCUAGUUAUAUUGGGGAUGGGGAUAGCCUGAAGCCGGAGUUUGAUUCAGGAGAUUAUCUGCAUCCUAAUGUUGCUGGUUAUAAGGAACUGGCAGGGAAGUUUGACUUGGGAAUAUUUCGGACAUAGUCUACGUACUUGGUGAUAGCAAGAAAAAUACAAACAAGGCUGAUAUUUCAGGUCUUGUUAACCCUAUUAAUCAACCUCUAGUACACCUAGAAGUUCCAAGCUGAAAUCUGUUCAUAGUUCAAUGCCCUUACAAAAGACAACUUGCAUUAGGGCUACACAUCAGUGAGUACCGGUCCUCAGAAUGCCUCACAGAUCGCCUUGCAGAGCCUCACACUGCAAUUUCAGUGAGUAUGGGAGAUCGAUAACAGUUCCUUAUGAGAAAAAGUGUCCAGUUG
Molecule: messenger RNA, 1517 nt
Organism: Aspergillus versicolor CBS 583.65
Lineage: Eukaryota; Fungi; Ascomycota; Eurotiomycetes; Eurotiales; Aspergillaceae
Product: SGNH/GDSL hydrolase family protein
Exons: 3
Coding region: 1-1242 (413 amino acids)
Source: RefSeq, a predicted model, not a curated record